AUAUAGCUCCAUAUUUCCGUGUGUCUCCGGGCCAGGUCCAGACCCAUCUAGAGGGUAACAGGCUGGUACUGACCUGUCUGGCUGAAGGCUCAUGGCCUCUACAGUACCGAUGGAUCCUCAACAACACAGAUAUCACACACUUCUCUCCACUAUACACGUAUGUUAUCCCAGAGGUCCAGAGGUCGGAUGCUGGGUUGUAUCAGUGUGUGGUCAGGAACAGGAUGGGAGCCCUGUUACAGAGGAGAGCUGAGGUGCAGGUCGCCUUCAUGGGUAACUUUUCUGGUGAAGAGCAGCGUCGUACGGUCAGUGUUGGUCGAGCUGCGGUCCUGAACACUCCAACCGUCAGCUGCUUCCCUAGACCGCAGGUCACCUGGUACAGAGACGGUCACAAGAUAAUCCCCAGCAACAGAGUAGCCAUGUCGUUGGACAAUCAGCUGGUUGUCUUGUCGGCCAGGGCGGCUGACGCGGGGCGGUACUACGUACAGGCUGUCAACGGGCUGACCGGACAGAACCACACCUCUCCCUCUGUCUACCUCAGCAUGGCAGACCCUGAUGCUCUGGUUGAGCCCGUGGCUCCGGUGAUUGUGAUUGGUCCGAAGAAUAUGUCUGUCGUGGCAGGGAGGGAAGCUACACUUGAGUGUAUUGCUAACGCCAGGCCGGUGGAGAGGCUGGUGUUGUCGUGGAAACGUAAUGGGCGUCGGCUGGCCAGUGGAGUGGGCGUGUUCGGGCGUCGCCUGACCCUCUCUAGCCCCUCCCUCUCAGAUGGGGGCGUGUACGUGUGUGAGGCAUCGCUUCUCAACUCCACCACCAGACCCACCGAGGCCCGGGCCCAUCUCACUGUACUGGAGCCUCCGUACUUCACUGCUGAACCCAGACUGAAGAGUGUAGCAGCGGUGGACAGGAACGUGGACUUACACUGUCAGGCCAAGGGAGUCCCCCCGGCCCGUAUAGAGUGGUAUAAAGACGCUGUGCCCGUAUCCAAGUUGGCCAACCCUCGCUACAAGGUUACCGCGGCAACAGGUCUGACUGUGCGGAGAGUCCAACCAGGAGAUGCCGGAAUGUUCCAGUGUUUCGCUCGGAACGCUGCCGGAGAGACACAGACACACACACAGCUGGUGGUCACUAGUGUCACCCCCUCCUUCUCCCUCCUCCCCUCUGACCUCACCGUUACCGACGGCAACUCGGCUGUGUUCACCUGCGAGACCACUGGAGCCCCCAAACCUGCUGUCAGUUGGAGGAGAGGUUCCCAGCUCCUGGCCAGUGGGACAGUCCAGAUUCCCAGGUUCACCCUGCUGGAGUCAGGUGGUCUGCUGGUUGAGCCAAUCAGGAUGGAGGAUUCAGGCGACUACACCUGUACUGCCGCUGGCGCAGACGGAUCCAUCAACGCUACGGCCACUCUCACUGUCUGGA
Oncorhynchus mykiss (rainbow trout) is the source of this 1410-nucleotide messenger RNA. The record is from RefSeq and is a predicted model, not a curated record. NCBI's taxonomy places the organism in Eukaryota, Metazoa, Chordata, Actinopteri, Salmoniformes, Salmonidae.